GUCAAAACGUGGCGGUGCGUUAUAGUGGCAACACAGCUUUAGUUUAAUUUGUUGUUUAGUGAUAAUUAUAUAGGUUUUAGGACAAUGUGGUUGCUACUCCUGCUGAUAUCGCCAUGUCUGGCACAAUUCCAGCUGCACAGGGAGCCUCCUCUCCCCGACGGUGUGCCUUUUUCCUCCAGGGCGCCGACAAUGGGCUGGGUGAACGUCCGGCUCAACCACUUCAUGGCGUACGACACUAGGACCUUUCAAAUGAGGUACUACUACAACAAUCAGUUCGCAAAUGUUGAGAACCCCAACAUCGUUAUCUUCGUGGGCGGAGAGUGGGCGAUCGGUCCAGGUUACGUACAAUCAGGGCUGGCCUACAACAUGGCGCAGGAGAUGAGCGCUGGACUCUUCUACACUGAGCAUCGGUACUAUGGACAAACACAGCCUUUCCCAGACUCGAGCGUGGAGAACCUCUCAUUCCUGAACAUCGACCAGGCGCUGGGAGACCUGGCGCAGUUCAUACAGCAUGUCAAGAGUGAUGCAUUUGAAGAUGGACAUUACAGGAACGCGAGUGUGGCUCUCGUGGGCUGCUCGUACGCUGGUACCAUGGCUACUUGGAUGAGGAUGGCUUACCCUCACCUGGUGAACGCUGCCUUCUCCGACAGUGCACCCUUACAGGCUCAGGAGGAAUUCCCAGAAUACCUGGAAGUGGUGGCGACAGCUCUAGCUGAGCAGGGAGGUCAGCAGUGCGUGGAUGCUGUCGCUGCAGGAGUCCAGGGAGUCUUAGACCUGCUGGCCACACCCACGGGGGCAGCCCAGGUCUCCGAGAUAUUCCAGACGUGUACGCCAAUUAACACGGCUUCUCCGCUAGAUGUCGCCACAUUCUUCAGUAGCGGUAUCAUCAAUUAUUUCGCUGUCAUGGUGCAGUACGCCACCGGUAAUCGAAUCGCAAACUCCUGCAACGUUCUUCUUUCAAGCAAUGAGCCCGAUGCCGUAAGACGGCUGGCUGCACUGGUUGCAGGGAACAACUGUGUGGAGACUCGCUACUUAGAGGCGGUCGCGCUGUACAGGAACACCAGCUUCGCGUCACCAGAUUCUACGAUUCGUCUUUGGUUGCACCAGACGUGUGUGGAGUACGGCUGGUACCAGACCACCGGGGGUUCGAACCAUCCGUUCAAGGAUACUUUACCAUUGGAAUUUUAUCACCAGCUGUGCAAGGAUAUCUUCUCUAAUAGUGAAUUAGACUUCGAUGAACAAAGACUUCGGGCCGGAAUCGAACGCACGAACAUAUUGUUUGGGGGCUGGUCUCAUAUGCCAGACCGCGUGGUGUCAGUCGUUGGGACCCACGACCCGUGGUCUCCAAUGGGCCCCAACGAGUCCCAUUCCCACCACAACGCUCCGGUCUACGUGGUACCUAACAUCUCUCACUGCAGAGUUAUUGCGCCAUCAGUCCUUGACAGUCAAGAGCUAGUCAGAGUAAGGAGGGCAGUAAUGGAUCAUAUGUAUGAGUUCACUACUGGUGACUCGCUGGUAACAGAACCUGAUCCAACAACCACUGACGCCCCAACGACCACAGACGCGCCUGACAGUGCCACCGGGGUUGCGGCCAGUAGUUUUGUGCUUCUCCUUACCAUACUCGCUUUAGUCUAGAGGAGAACCUAUAUAUCUAUAUCUAUAUAACAGUUUUUACUAUAGAGCAAAUCGUCCUAGUCCUUACACAAACAAACAAAACGAAACCAAUUCAUGAACUCAAUUCUUAAUGAAGGGAUUUUCCUUCUUGCGAGUAUGUAGGAAGUAUAGUGUCGAUAAGUUAAAAUCAAAGUCAAAGCAUUUAUUUAAUUCAGUUAUAGUCAUAUAUUACCUAUUCCUAGAGUAGGCACGUCUAUCUGUCAGUGAAGCUAGGCGCUCGUUCCAAGUGUAGUUUCGAAUGGAGAAGAACGAACAAGACACUGCAUCGUUAGUGCUACCACAUACUUCUUUAGUUUCCGUCAUAUUGAUGUUUCUUGUUAUACAACCAUAUUGGCAAUGUGAAGUACUCAAUAUUUAUUUAUUUCCUAAACAUUGUAUUGCGAGUGGUUACUAGACGUGGGCCUCUUUAAUAACAUCCUCUGAUUGUCACUUAUUUCAUACUAUAGCCCGCAUGUGUUGUCGCGCGAACAGCCAGACCAAUGAGGGAUUGGGAGCUGCUGUAUUUUUGCUCAAUAGAUGGCACUAGUGCGCAACUCUUGCUUAAGACACUAUCUAGUAAAUUGCUGAACUGGCACUAUCUGCUUUUACUAAUUGCUUAAUGGUUUGUUAAGUUGUGUCUGUAUGAAUAAAUGUUAUUCUUUCUACUA
Spodoptera litura is the source of this 2321-nucleotide messenger RNA. Its product is annotated as putative serine protease K12H4.7. Gene Ontology annotation, molecular function: serine-type exopeptidase activity; dipeptidyl-peptidase activity. The record is from RefSeq and is a predicted model, not a curated record. Lineage: Eukaryota; Metazoa; Arthropoda; Insecta; Lepidoptera; Noctuidae. Gene Ontology annotation, biological process: proteolysis.